AUGCGCCGUGUGUGUCACGCCAAGAUCGGGACACAGGGCUCUCGAUGCAUCUCGGGUGUGGCUCCCGUUCUUUAUUUCCCACCGGUCGCUGCUGUAAAGAUCAGUAAGGAAGAACAGGUGAAAAGAAAUACUGGUAUCGCAAUUGAGAUGAUUAAACGUUAUAAAGGUGAAAAACCCCCUCAGUACACCCGAAAAAGCACAGCUACAAUAGAGCAAGUUGAGAAGGAGAUUGAUGCGUUGCUUGGUGGGGCUGAAAAACUGCGAAAAAACACAACUGAUGAUCAACCAAUGGAUAAACUUACUCUUAUGGAACGUUGUCUUCGUCAUGCGCUUUGGUCAUAUCAUAAAGAGGAGGGCAAGUAUGACUUUGAUCAAAUAGCUAAAUGGGUUGUUUAUACCCCUGAUGAUGAGGCCAAAUUGGCUCAGUUAAAGCGUGAAGUGGAGGCAAAGAAAAAACUUGCUGCUUUCCGAAAGCGCCGUGAAGAGCAAGGCCUUCCAAAUGCCCCGGUCCCAAAGGUGAACUGGGGUCAGGAAUACGCUUCCGUUAUCGACCGCGAAUUGGUUGCUGCGAAGCGCAUUCGUUAUGACACGCUUGCGUCCAAUACUACGGAGCGUGAUGAGGCACAGAUUGAGGCCGUCCUUCAACAGUACAAAAAGCCUGCGCAGGACAAACGAUUGGAUGAUUUGGUGGAGCUUCUUGAACGCUUUAAGCCUGUUUUGGCUCGAGAAGCAAUUAUGCAGCGUUUGACCAUCAAGCAUCUUGAGGGUCAGUUGGGUGUGUGGCGUUACAUGGAUUGGUGUCCGGAGGUGCGUGAUCGAGCAGAGUUGGAGGUGGACAUCACGGGUUGGCAGUGGUGGUCUCCCCUGGAAGAGCGCCGUCUUUUGCCAGUACGGCUGCGUUCAGUAAACGAAGUACGUGAUAUUAUGGCUAAGACACAGGCAAAGAAAUUAUCUGAAAGUGCUGAAAAGAAUCCGCGGGCCUCACAAUCCAGUGGGGGUGACAACGCUCGUGAUCGACUACUGAAGGAGGUCCUUGCUUUACAGGCUCGCAUCAACCAGCGUGAAGAGGUUGACGCUUCCAAGAGCGACCAUAAAAAGAAAGCACAUCACUAG
Messenger RNA from Trypanosoma theileri, 1113 nucleotides. RefSeq lists its product as uncharacterized. Lineage: Eukaryota; Euglenozoa; Kinetoplastea; Trypanosomatida; Trypanosomatidae. The coding region runs from base 1 to 1113 and encodes 370 amino acids. The transcript has a single exon. The record is from RefSeq and is a predicted model, not a curated record.